Nycticebus coucang (slow loris) is the source of this 6706-nucleotide messenger RNA. Its product is annotated as zinc finger protein 121-like. Bases 3964 to 5133 code for a protein of 389 amino acids. The transcript is spliced from 5 exons. Lineage: Eukaryota; Metazoa; Chordata; Mammalia; Primates; Lorisidae. The record is from RefSeq and is a predicted model, not a curated record.
GUGGGGGGGGGUGCCUGUAGUCCCAGCUACUUGAGAGGCCGAGGCAAGAGAAUCACUUAAGGCCGAGUUUGAGGUUGCUGUGAGCUGUGAUGCCACACUUUACCUAGGGUGACAAAGUGAGACCCUGUGUCAAAAAAGUAAAAUAAAUAAAUAAAUAAAUUCAAAACGUGCGUCCACUUGGUAAUGUUACAUACAAAAUAAUACUAGAGUGCUCGCUUCGGCAGCACAUAUACUAAAAUUGGAACAAUACAGAGACGAUUAGCAUGGCCCCUGCGCAAAAUAAUACUAGAUAGAAAUACUAGAUAGAAUUCUGGAUAAGUCCAGAAUUCUAGUGAGAGAUUUUACCAUGUUUCUCAUAUAUUUUUUCUAAAAUAUGAAGGAAAUAAUACAGAUAUACAAAUUAAAAUGUGUAUACUGCCUAAUGCUAUUAUUCAGAAUUCUGUAUUUAGUAACUGAUAGAAAUCAGACAGUGCUUGUCUGGAGAAUUUGGGAAUGGACUUGGGGGGUGCAGAGAGCUUUCUUGGAGGUGAAUAUGUUCUGUAUCUUGUGCUUAUACAAGUAUAUGCAAUUGUCAGAACUCAUCUACUGAAUACUUCUGAUAUGUGCAUUUCAUUAUGUUUGUCAUGGUUCACUUUUUUAAAAAAAGGAAGAGCCUAUGAAGAUGCUACCAAACUAAAAACAUUUGGGGACCUGUUCAGCUUGAGGAUCCCCAGUUUGAGGCUGCUGAUAGAAAGUUCAAUUUACACUAGAACUGUAAUCAUUUUUGUGCCCCUGUGAAAUUUUCAGGGUUUUGCUUCUCUCAUUUGUAAAGUUGUGAGGGUGAAUUGAGUUCAUAAGUAGUGAACUGUGGAACAUUGAGUUUUUGGAUUUAUUUAUUUAUUUAUGUUUUGAGAGUCUCACUCUGUUGCUUUGGGUAGAAGACCGUGGCGUCAUAGCUUACAGCAAACUCAAACUCAUAGCUUAAGAGAUCCUCCUGCCUCAGCCUCCCAAGUAGCUAGGACUACAGGCACCCAUCACAACACUAGCUAUUUUUAGAGAUGGGGUCUUGCUCUUGCUCAGGUUGGUCUCGAACUCCUGAGCUCAAGCAGUCCACCCUCCUCGGCCUCCCAGAGUGCUGGGAUUAUAAGCAUGAGCCACUGCGCACGGCCAGAAUUUUUGUAUCAUUUGAAUAUCAUUCCAUAUAUCACUUUUUGGGCUUCUGUUCAGUGUUUGAUUUAUUAAAGAUUGUUGUGAAUUUUUGACAAAGAGUUAAUCUUUAAACAACAUAUGGAGUAAAUAUAAUAUGUAGCAUGGCAAAAAAGAUUAUAUAAACGUUUAUAUAAUCAGUAUACAUAAUUUAUAUUUAGACCCCAUUCACAGUUGAAAAGGGACAUUCAUGUAUCCAAGUUUUAAAAAAAAGAUUUCCAAUAACUAAAUAAAGUAUAAAUUUUUAAAUUUUAACUAAAUUAAAUGAAAUAAUAAAGCUUGUUCUAAAGUCAUACUAGGUACAUAUGAAGUCCACAGGAGCACAUGUGGCUCCUUUCUGUGGUAUUGUGUAGAGCAGAUUUAGACCUAGUUUUAAUAGAGAUGGGGGUCUUCCUGUUGCUCAGGCUGGUCUUGAACUCCAGAGCUCAAGUGAUUGUCCCAUCUCGCCUCAGAGUGCUAGGGUUACAAGUGGGAGCCACUGUACCCAGCUAGGAGUUCAUGGUUUUGAGCAAACUAACCUGCAUACAAGCUUUGGUUCACCAAUCUUUCUUUUUUUUUUUUUUAGAGACGGAGUUUCACUUUGUCGCCCUUGGUAGAGUGCCAUGGUGUCACAGCUCACAGCAACCUCCAGCUCUUGGGCUUAGGUGAUUCUCUUGCCUCAGCCUCCCGAGUAGCUGGGACUACAGGUGCCCACUACAACGCCCAGCUGUUUUUUUUUUUUUUUGUUGUUGUUGUUUUUGCAGUUUGGCCAGAGCUGGGUUCAAACCCACCACCCUUGGUAUAUGGGGCCGGCACCCUACUCACUGAGCCACAGGCGCCUCCCUGGUUCACCAGUUUUUAAGUAGCUGAUUUUGAACCUGUUAGUGUCAUCUGAAUGGAUGAGGAUUAACUAUUAAACAGGGGUAACUUCUAUUGUGAAGUACUGUCAUGAUAAUUAAGUGAGCUUAUACAGAGAGUGCCAAAAAAGUACACACAUUUUAAGAAAGGGAAAAACUAUUAAAAUUGUACUUAAUAUACUGAUGACAAAAGAUGACUACAAAUCACGUUUGACUUCUGCAGUUAUAAGAGGUGCUGUGAAGGUCAUGCUGCACAUUGCUACCAUAAUUCAAUUUAACUUCAAAAAGUAAUACAUAGGCUUGGCACCCAUGGCACAGUGGUUAUGGCGCCAGCCACAUACACUGAGGGUGGUGGGUUCAAACCCCGCCUUGACCAGCUAAACAACAAUGACGGCUGCAACAAAAAAUAGCUGGGCGUUGUGGCGAGUGCCUGUAGUCCCAGCUACUUGCGAGUCUGAGGCAAGAGAAUCACUUAAGCCCAAGAGUUUGAGGUUGCUAUGAGCUGUGAUGCCACAGCACUCUACCAAGGGCAAUGUAGUGAGCCUCUGUCUCAAAAAAAAAAAAAGUAAUACAUAGAUAACAUCUUUUAAAUGUGCAUACUUUUUUUUUUUUACAUUUUGUAUAUAUAAGGCUCCUACUGAGAUGUUUGACAUAUACUGUUGUUCAGUAGAAGAUUACCAAUGCUUAUGGAGUACUCUGGUUUUUUAGUAGCUAUCACAUAUAUCAUCUGUAGAGAGAAUAUUAAUGUGUGGUGUUUGACCUUAUGAUCAAUGGUUAAUAUGAAAUAUGUAGAUGUUCCUGUAUCAAGCGGAAUGGCGAUUGUGUUAUCCAUUUAGAUUCAUAAGUUUCUGUGAAGUGGUCUUGACAUCAAAGAAAGGAGUAUUGAGGCAGAUUUCAUUGACAUCUGAAUGGCAGCCAUUAAUUUUUGUCCCAUGGUGAGUUCUGUUGUUUUUUAAAGGACUCUGCCUUGGGUACCCCCUAUACAAUAGAACCCUAUGGUAUGGGGCUGAGCAGUCUUGGCCCGGGUUUGUUUCAGUGGUGCUGGAGUGGGCUAGAGAAUGUUGCUUUGGGAGAGGUGCUGCCUAAUCUCUUUCGUAAGUAUCAUCACCUUGGGUAAAUUAAGACUCACAUUUCUCAGGACUUAACUUUCCUUACCUUUAAGUUGAGAUUGUUGCUCUUUUCCUUAGGGAUAGAGGUAUAGUUCACCAUUCCUCUCUGGAACUUGAGGUGAGACAGACUUCUCUGACCUUGUAUGGCAGUAGGUUGUUCAUAUGUGUUUGUUUUCUGGAAUGUGCAGGAUUACAUGGGAAUUACAUACUGGGAUGGAGUGACUUCCAGAUAGCGUGAAUGUGGAAAUUACAGUCAACUCUGGGUUCUCAUGCCUUUUUUCUUUUUCAGGAAGUUACUUUUCUCGGGUCUUCAUCUUCUGCCUUCAUGGAAAAAAGUUGAAGGCUGCAAGGAUGAUGGGUAACUGAUAAAAGUGCAUAAAUGACAUAAAAAAUGUCAUGCUUUGUAUCCAGCUGGUAGACACAUUUGCUUCUGGAUUAAUUGGUCUUCAGAGCUUCUUGAAACAAAACCUCAAGGAUUUUGAGUCCCCUGUUGAAUUUAUUGGUAGACUGAAGGCUAUAUAUUAAUUAGUUGUCGUUGUUCAGCUGGCCUGGGCCAGGUUUGAACCUGCCAGCCUUGAUGUAUGUGGCCAGCGCCGCAAACACUGUGCUACAGGUGCCGAGCCAUGUUUGUCUGUGUUUUAACAAGACCUCCAGAUAAAUCUGAUUCACUCCUAAGUUGAGAACCACAGGAUAUCAGCUGUUUAAGCCCAGUCUGAUCUCUUGGUUAGAGGAAAAGGAAUUGCAAGAAGAGAGAUCCAAGAAUGGCAACUUAAACCAAAGUAUCAGCACUUCAGCAGGAUAUUUUUUGGUUAAAAACAUCAAAUUGCAUACAAAUGGCAGAAAGCCACAAUGAAGGGGAACUCUCUGACUAUAAGCAACCUGGAGAAGUCUUCCAUGAACACCCAUGCUUUCAGACACACACUAUAACUCAAAAUACAAGAAACACUUAUGACUGUAAUCAGAAUGGAGAAAACUCUCCUUUGUGCAAGAAAACCACUACUGGAGAGAAGUGGUUUAGUCAGUGUAGAAAAGCCUUCAGCCUUCCACCAGAUGAUGAUGUUCACCAGGGAAUGUGCUUGGAAGACAAAUCCUUUGAAUGCAGUGACUUUGAGCAAGCUUUUGUUAAUCAGCCAUACCUUCAGGCACAUGGGAUUGCACCUGAUGGAGAAAAACUCUAUGAGCAAGAGCCAUGUGAGGGAGCUUUUACUUACUCCACAAGCCAUGCUAUGUCUCUUCCAAUGUGUACUGUGCAAAAACCCUACGAAUGUAAGGAAUGUGGAAGAUUCUUUAGAUGUAUUUCAUACCUUAAUAGUCACAUGCGAACCCAUACUGGGGAGAAACGCUAUGAAUGUAAGGAAUGUGGAAAAUGUUUCACUGGUUCUUCACACCUAGUUGAACAUGUAAGAAUUCAUACUGGAGAGAAACCCUAUGAAUGUAAGGAAUGUGGAAGAGCCUUCACUGGGCAAUCAGGCCUUACUAAACAUGUACGAACACACACUGGAGAGAAGCCCUAUGAAUGUAAUGAAUGUGGGAAAGCAUACAAUAGGCUUUACCUACUAACUGAACAUUUUAAGACUCACACAGAGGAGAAGCCCUUUGAAUGUAAGGUAUGUGGAAAAUCAUUUAGAAGUUCCUCGUGCCUUAAGAAUCAUGUUCGAAUUCACACUGGAAUCAAACCUUAUAAGUGUAAGGACUGUGGGAAAGCCUUCACUGUUUCCUCAAGCCUACAUAAUCACAUAAAAACUCACACUGGUGAGAAGCCCUAUGAAUGUAAGGAAUGUGGGAAAUCUUUCGCUACAUCUUCACAACUUAUUGAACAUAUAAGAACACACACUGGAGAGAAACCGUACAUAUGUAAGGAAUGUGGCAAAACCUUCCGUGCUUCUUCACACCUACAAAAACAUGUUAUAAUUCACACUGGAGAGAAACCUUACAAAUGUACAGAGUGUGGGAAAGCCUACAAUAGAUUUUAUCUGCUAACUAAACAUUUAAAAACACACUGAAAAAACUCUUUGAAUGUAAGUAAUGCAGAAAAUCCUUUAGAAGAAUUUCUCACACCUCAGUUAUCACAUCCAAGUUCACAUUGAGGAGAAAUCUAUUGGUAUUAAAGAAUGUGGGAAAGUCUGCAGGCAUCCCCCUAUACUUCAAAGACAUAAAAGAACUGAGAGUCUCAGGAUCCUCCAUGGAUUUUAAGAAAGUAGGAGAGCUACUAGAAUCUAUCUGGGGUUUUUUGUUUGUUUGAAAAUACACAUUCUUCUCAUUGCAAUCUAAUCACAAUGAAGCAAUUAAGAACUCACCCUGGAGCCAUACAGUGUAGGAAACAGGGACUACCUUCACCUAUUUUUUUGGGUCUUAACUAAAUAUGUGGGAUCACAAGCAUGCCUUAGAGAAUGUGGGUUCACGUUUUCAGACAAUUGCAAUAAACUAAAUAUUGCAAUAAAGUGAGUCAUACAAAUUUUUGGCUUCUCAGUACAUACAUGUUACAUUUACAGUGUGUGUGAAGGCAUUAUGUCUAACAAACAACAUACUUAAAAAUGUUAAUGAUUAUCUGAGCCUUCAUUGUGUCAAAAAUUUUCUUGCUGGUAUGGAGUGUUGCUUUGAUGUUGAUGGCAGCUGACAGAUUGAGGUGGUGGUUGCUGAAGAUUGGAGAUGGAUGUGGCAGUUAAUUAAAGUAAGAAUGAAGUUUUAUUUUUUUCUUUUUCUUUCUUUUUUGAGAGAAGAGAGUCUUACUAUGUCCCCCUUGGUAGAGUGCUGUGGCAUUACAGCUCAUAGCAACCUCAAACUCUUGGGCUUAAGUGAUUCUCUUGCCUCAGCCUCCCAAGUAUUUGGGACUACAGGCACCCACUACAAUGCCUGGCUAUUUUUUGUGUGUGCGUUUAGCAGGCUGGGGCUGGGUUGAAACCCACCAGCCCCAGUGCAUGUGGCCAGCGCCCUAACCACUGAGCUAUGGGCACCCAGCCAAAGAAAAGGACUACAUUUCUUUAGAUAUAUUAAUCAAAAUAUAAAUUUAGGAAAAAAGUCAUUUUGUAUGAGAAAGAAUCUUGGCAUGGUAAAUUUUUGUCCUCUGGUAGAGUCUUUGAUUCCAAUAUAAAAAUAAUUACAGGACUAAGACUAGGGAAUUUAAGAAAAUGAUAAAAAAAAAAAUCUUAUGUUCAGGAGGCUUUAUGCAAGACUGUCUUCUGAAAAAAAUGGUAUGUAUGAUUGGGUUGGUUGGAAUGGAAAUAAAUUGUGUAUACGUUUUUUUCCUAAACAUUAAGUGUUUGUUUUAGUGUUGUACUGACAGGACCAUAGUUUGGUUCUGUAUGAAACAAAGUUGGUUUUUUGUUUGUUUGUUUGUUUUUUGAGACGGAGUCUCAAGCUGUCACCCUGGGUAGAUUGCUGUGGUGUCACAGCUCACAGCAACCUCGAAUGUUUUUGUUGCAGUUGUCGUUGUUUUAGCUGGCCCAGGCUGGGUUUGAACUCGCCAGGUCCAGUGUAUGUGGCUGGCGCCCUACCCCCUGAGCUACAGGCUCUGCCUGUAUGAAACAAAGUUUUAUUAAUAUGUACUUAGAAGUUUUGAUUUUUAGGCUUAGGCUU